Molecule: messenger RNA, 1931 nt
Organism: Galleria mellonella (greater wax moth)
Lineage: Eukaryota; Metazoa; Arthropoda; Insecta; Lepidoptera; Pyralidae
Product: gastrula zinc finger protein XlCGF57.1-like
Exons: 7
Coding region: 100-1878 (592 amino acids)
Biological process (GO): regulation of DNA-templated transcription
Cellular component (GO): nucleus
Molecular function (GO): DNA-binding transcription factor activity, RNA polymerase II-specific; zinc ion binding; RNA polymerase II cis-regulatory region sequence-specific DNA binding
Source: RefSeq, a predicted model, not a curated record
AAUCUAUACCUAUUUUUUUAUACCUACCUAAUAAGUAAAACUUUUUUCUUGUUUUGUUCAAUAAAUUGUGGAUUUAUAAAGGAAUGAGACUUAUUUAGUAUGUCAGACACGUGGAAUAUGAUGAGUUUGUGCCGAUGCUGCCACGCUGAAGGGAAUUUCAAGAGUCUUGCUGUAUCAUACACAUGCAGUGGAAGUGAUGAAAUAUACUCUGUUAUGCUUAGGGACACUUUCAAUUUAAUUAUAGCUCCAAUACCGGGAGAAAGAGGGGCUUUCUCAUACAGUAUCUGUGAUACAUGUGAGCCUCGGCUGCGAGAUGCUGCACUGUUUAAACAACAAGUGGUUACCUGCGAACAGAAGUUCUCACAGUAUUACAAUAACCAUAAUUUCAAAGAUGGUGAAUUUUUGAAGAACACUUUUAAAUUAGAAGUAAAUGAUGUUAAAUGUGAGUCAACUUAUGAAGAUGAUCACCAUUCAAAAUAUAGUGAUGAUUUGAAAGAAGAGACUAAUUUGAACAGUGAACAAGAUGUGAAAUGUGAUGAUGAUGCGUUUGUCGACGCUGAGGAUGUAGACGACGAGCCUCUGUCGAAGCUCCGCACUAGACGUCAGGUGUCGUUACAGUCUGACCCUGAUGCCGAUUGGGCAGCAGCGCCACAAUUGGGCCAUGAUCAAGAACGCAAAACGCAGAAGACUACUAAGAAAUUCUCAUGCAAUGUGUGUGAGAAAAAAUUCUCAUACCAUGGCUCUCUUGAAGUGCAUAUGAAAGUGCACACAGGCGAGAAAACAUACAACUGUUAUUUGUGCAAUAGUAAAUAUAGACAAAGUAAGACACUUACUAGACAUAUAGAAGAUACACAUAGCGUCGGUAACAAAUACCCUUGCACUUUGUGCACUGAGAUAUUUGAUAAAACUAGAACUUUCAAAAAACAUAUUUCAAUACAUUUUGAGGAGAAAUACAAAUGCAAUUACUGCAAUAAGGAAUUUCAGUGGAAGAAAGGCUUGAAGGAACACAUAAAAACACAUACCGGUGAAAAGAAAUAUGUUUGCGACGUUUGUAACAAGUCAUUUGUACACAGUCAGACAUUAAAAUCGCAUUUGUUGACACACACUGGCGAAAGGCCUUACGUUUGUGACGUUUGCGGGCGAAGGUUUCCACAACGGACACAUUUGAAAAGACAUAUAUUUAUUAUUCACACUGGUGUCAAGCCUUAUUCUUGUAAGAUUUGCAACAAACAAUUCUCCAGCAAAAGCUACUUGGCGAUACAUGAGCGGCAGCAUACUGGUGAAAAACCAUAUUCAUGUGAUGUGUGUAAAAAAAAAUUUACAGCAUACACAACAUUAAAAGUGCACAUGAGGGUUCACACUGGUUUAAAACCUUACACAUGCAGCUUUUGCAGUAGACAGUUUGCGCAAAUGACUAGUUUCAAGCUACAUGAACGCACACAUACUGGCGAAAAACCGUUUUCAUGUAAAGUGUGUAAAAAGCCAUUCUCAGACAAUGGUUAUUUAAAAAUACACAUGCGAGUGCAUACUGGUGAGAAACCAUACAGUUGUGAAAUAUGUAAACGGUGCUUUAGAGAAACUGGGCAAUUAAAACGGCACAUGCGAGUACAUACUGGCAUUAAACCUUACACAUGUAAAAUCUGUAAUAAACAAAUUGGCAAUUUAUCUAAACAUAUGCGUGUACACUCCACUGAGAGGCCUUAUUAUAACUGUGAGAUAUGCAAUAAGCAUUUUUCAGUUAAUGGUAACUUGAAGUUGCAUAUGCGCAUUCACACAGGAGAAAAACCAUAUGCAUGUGAUAUAUGCAACAGUCAGUUUACUCAGAGUAGUGGUUUGAAACGCCAUAGAUGUAAUCAUAUUGAUAAAAAUGAUGUUUAAUUUGCUCACUUAGUCUUAGUCUCAUCGUGAUAUUUCAAAUAUAAAUUAUUCAC